AUGAAGCACACAUUGCUUGCCAGGGUACUUUCACUCCGUAGAAACUACUCUACCAGUGGCAAAUCAGUUCUUAAUAUUCUAUUUUUUGGAUCAGAUGAAUUUAGUGUGCACUCAUUGGAAGCACUGACCAGAAUGAGAAAUGAGGAGCCAAAUGUAAUUAAUACCCUACAAGUUGUGACAAAACCUCCGAAACAGUGCGGAAGAUAUCUGGCUGAAACAAAGGAAGUUCCAAUUGCAAGUUUUUGCCCAAGGCUGGGCCUGCCGCCGGCAUUGAGAUGUGAUACAGUCGAGGACAUGAAAGGUCCAAUAAUGGAUGCCGUGAAGAGACAAGAGAUUAAUAUGCUGAUCGCAGUGUCGUUUGGGAAGUUAAUACCUAAACAACUGAUUGACGAGGUACCUUAUACACUUAAUAUUCAUCCUUCACUCUUGCCGAGAUACAAGGGUUCAUCGCCAAUACAAUAUACCCUCAUGAACCACGAUCAGGAGACUGGUGUCUCCAUACAAACUCUACAUCCGAGCAGAUUUGAUCACGGUAACAUAAUAGCACAAUCCGCUCCGAGAAAUGUUAAGGAGCUGUUAAAAUUGGGCGCGGUGAGUAAUUUUGAAUCGAACGUGCCUCCUAAAGUUGCGAUUUUGAUGGAUCAGCUUGGCAUCAUUGGGGCAAACCUUCUGACAACUGUUCUACAUAAAGAGCUCUACGCAAGGCAACCAAGUUUUAUUCCUACCUUACCUGAAAGCUACGCUCCCAAGAUCAAGACGGAGAUGAAGAAAAUCAACUGGGCUGAAGAAGACUCGAGCCAAGUCUUGGAUAAAAUUGACGCGCUAGGAACCGUUUACGCCUAUAAAGAAGCGAAACCAAAGAGAGGUGACGCAACGCAGAAGCGGGUUAUUUUUUAUAAUAUGCUCCCCUAUUAUGGAAACCAUUCUCCAGAGGCUACUGGAUCAUUUUUAUAUGAUGAAGAUCAAAAAUGUUUGGUGAUUCGAUUCCGCAAUGGAAUCAACCUCCAAACAAGAGAAAUUCAAUUUGAAGGUUUCAAAAAGGAGUCAUGCGAGCAAUUUAUGAAAAGUCUAAAGAAACGCUGUGGGCCUGAAUACUGCUCGAAGCUGGUGUUUACUUGA
Molecule: messenger RNA, 1119 nt
Organism: Lachancea fermentati
Lineage: Eukaryota; Fungi; Ascomycota; Saccharomycetes; Saccharomycetales; Saccharomycetaceae
Source: the annotation of a GenBank genome assembly